AUGAGCUGCUUCCCACACUACAACCCCACCUCGUCGUCCUCGCCCUCUUCCUCCUCCCACCGAGCCCCCCCAACCAGUGGCACCGCCCCGUCAGCUUCCCUGAUGGCAGCUCCCUCGAUCCUGUCCCCGCUCGCGACCUCGUCCUUCCACCGUAACGACCUCCUUCACACCACCCACUCAGGUGCCUCCACGACGACCCUCGCCUCAACCCAAAGUGCACUGCCGUUGGAACUGCAGUCGGUUUGUGUGAUCGGUGGCGGGACGGGGUGCAAUGCGAUCCUCGGCGCAUUCGGAGCGGCGCACAAGAUCAGCUAUGUCGUGCCGAUUAGUGAUGACGGGGGGAGUUCGAGUGAAAUCCAGAGGGUAUUGGGUCAGUGAAUUCGCUGUGCAGAGGGGAAGGGGAAGGUGGGGAUCAUGCGCUAAAUUUUGACAUUGGAGGCGAUUGUUCUUCCGACAGGAGGUCCAUCCGUAGGCGAUAUCAGGCAAGUCAAGUCUGAACCCUGAAGCACAAGAGUACUGAACGACGACUUGAAUUCUGCUAAUCUUUGCUCUUUGUACACCAGAUCGCGGCUCGUGCGCUUGAUCCCCGAGUCGUCGCCCAACUCGCCCCUAUUCGCGAUCCGUCGACUGCUCGAGCACCGACUAGGCGAUAACGACUCGAUUCAAGUCAAAGCAGAGUGGCAUAGUAUCGUUGAAGCCAAGCAUCCCUUAUGGCAGGUGGGUAUCUUGGGCGCUUCAUCCCCUGGGGCUGGUCACAGGGGCUGACAUGUUCGACGUGAGCCCACAGGGCAUUCCGAAUGAUCGUAAAGAGACAAUUAGGGCUUUCCUCAUUCACGUGGAGGCAGCCAUACUGAGGAAAGCCAGACGGGUCAGUAGUGUUUCCGAAACUCGUUGCAAGUUGCACACGUCACGACGAAGCUGACUUGUUGAUCGAUCGUACUGCAGGGGUUUUCGUACAAGAGGGCCUCAAUCGGCAACCUUUUCGUCGCCGGUGCCCAAUUGUUUCUCGGAUCGGUGCGUAAUCUUCGAGUUUCCAUUAUUCGCGCCCACAUCGCGGAAACUGAUGUACACCUAUCUUUCCGCUCAGAUCCCAUCCGCCAUCUUUCUCUUUGCUUCUAUCACUGAUAUUCCUCACGAUAAAGUCCGAGUCGUCCCCGUUAUUAAUACCGCGUCAACGGCUACGAUCGCUGCUGAACUGGUCAGUCCGAAAUCUCGAUCACCGAGGUACAAGCAUGAUUUCAAACGUGCUGACUUGACAUCGCCGUGCCUCAGGAGGACGGCACCAUCAUCCCUGGCCAAUCCGACAUAUCGCACCCGUCCCAGUCCUCGCUCUCCCAACCGGCGCGACCAUCGACCCCUUCUUUCCUCGCCCCCAACCUCCCCGCUCCUGUCCGCAUCCCCCCAUCACCCGGAGCCGCCAUUUCACACCCUCUGAACAUUUCCCGAGUCCCUACCCCAGCACUCCUCUUCGAAGCUCGUACAUUGGGCGACGAAGAAGAAGACGACGAUGAUCCCUCAGGCCAAGGCCAGGACGGAUCAAAGAACCCCAACGUCGGGUUCUCGAAGGAUGAGAUCAUCCCUCUGCAAAGUCGGAUCAAGAGAAUCUUAUACCUCAACAGUUUUGGGUCGGAAAUUUACCCUCGCGCAAACCCAUUAUUCUUGGAAUCGUUAAAGACCAGUACUUGGUCUGUUUAAAGCAUUGCGACUUGCAUUCGUGGUACAUCUCGCUGACGUGAGAGACGAUGUUCGAACCAGCCUGAUCUAUUCCCCAGGAUCACUCUACACCUCUAUAAUACCCUGCUUGGCCCUCCGAAACGUCGGACCUUCAAUCGUCGAUUCCCCAACUCUCAAAUACAAGAUACUCUUACUCAACUCGCGGUUGGAUCGGGAAAGCGCGGGAUACGACGCGGGGGAUUUUGUCAGAGCGAUUCAAGGGGCUUGUGCGGAGCCUUAUGGGGAGGAAGGGAGGGGGCUGAGGAGGAUAGAGGUGAGGGAGGUGGUGAGUCAUUUGGUUUACGUCGAGGAGGGGGAGGUGAGGGUUGAUCGGGAGGAGAUGGAGGUAAGUGGAUUUUCUCUCCGUUGGUCUCGGGGAGGAUGGCCCGCAGCCCGCUGACGCCCGCUGGGUCCUCUUUGUUUCGACUUUGGGGGCCUAUUCUUUUACUUGCAGGCUUUUGGUAUCAUCUGCGUUCCUGUUCGGACACCGAGCCGCUUGUUUGACGAAGCAGUUGUCGCAGGGGCCCUGUCCAACAUUUUCGCAGAGGAACGGUAG
Messenger RNA from Microbotryum saponariae, 2269 nucleotides. The record is from the annotation of a GenBank genome assembly. Lineage: Eukaryota; Fungi; Basidiomycota; Microbotryomycetes; Microbotryales; Microbotryaceae.